GCAGACCUUAAAACCUUCCUACAAAUGACUAUUUACCUCCGAUACGAACGGCCGCAACAAAACAUCAUAGCUGACUUCGUUUCGCUCGACAGUCGGUGCAUAUAAAGAGGGGAGAAAUAACGGUGAGGAUUAACGCAGAGGCGUAAAAAAAAAAAAAGGGACUUGAAUACCAGCUCCGGAUUACCCACUCGCUGAAAAAGGGAAAACAGGGAUGAGGUGACCGCCAGGAAACGGAGGAAAAGUGGUCGAAGUAAAGGACACCAACGGUUCUUCGCGUAUAUUUCAAUGGUUGUCGUGGAAACUUCGCCGUCAAUGCAGUUUUAAAUCGGCGUUCGGAUUAGUCGAAUUUCACCCAUAAUUACAUUUUACACCGAGCAAACCCCGCAUCAGUUAGUUCAUUUCCGAGAGAAUUCACGGGAUAUUUAACACUAUCGGUUGGUUGUGUCGAUGCCAACGGUAGACUGCAGGUUGCUCCAUCAUGGCCGGAUCAUGAGGUGUUUGACUUAUCUACUGCUACUUCCAGAAACACUGAAGAAGUCAAAGAAGGUCAGCAAGCUCCCGGGCAGGCUGCCGUUAUGUUAUGAGAUCCUGACACUGUCCCUGACCAGCAAGAAGAAGAAGCAGCAGCAGGAAGAGGAGCAGGAGAAGAUGGCUGCGGAGUUGUACCCCGCCGCCAACACCAACCUGUCCUCCAGCGGCACCACGGUGGCGGACACCGAGAAGCUCAAGGAGGUGCCGGUGAGCCAGGCGGGGAGCAGCGCGGCGACCACCCCGACCACCCAGCAAAACAUCAACAAUAACAACAUAGACCCCCCGAGCUGGCCGUGCAGCCACCCCACACUCCGAGAGAGGAAUGCCUUGAUGUUUAACAAUGAGCUGAUGGCUGAUGUCCACUUCAUUGUUGGCCCCUUGGGGGGGUCUGAGAAGGUUCCAGCACACAAGUAUGUGCUGGCCGUGGGAAGCUCCGUCUUCUGUGCCAUGUUUUACGGCGAUCUGGCAGAGGAGGAUUCUGAGAUCCAUAUCCCAGAUGUGGAACCUGCUGCUUUUCUAAUUCUGCUGAAGUACAUGUACAGCGAUGAGAUCGACCUGGAAGCAGACACGGUGCUGGCCACCCUGUAUGCCGCCAAGAAGUACAUAGUUCCUGCACUGGCCAAGGCCUGCGUCACUUUCCUGGAAACGAGCCUGGAGGCCAAGAACGCCUGCGUGCUGCUCUCCCAGAGCCGCCUGUUCGAGGAGCCCGAGCUGACGCAGCGCUGCUGGGAGGUGAUUGACGCUCAGGCUGAACUGGCACUCUGUUCGGAGGGCUUCUGCGAGAUCGACCUGCAGACGCUUGAGAUCAUCCUGCGGAGGGAGACGCUCAACACCAAGGAGGUGGUGGUGUUUGAGGCGGUCAUGAACUGGGCCACAGCAGAGUGCAAGAGACAAGGUUUGGGGCCCACAACCCGCAACAAAAGAGAAGUCCUGGGCAAGGCUCUGUUCUUAGUGCACAUCCCCUCCAUGAGCCUGGAGGAGUUUGCUGACGGGGCGGCGCAAUGUGAUAUCCUGACACUGGAGGAGACGCACAAUGUGUUCCUGUGGUACACUGCAGCGAAAAAGCCAGAUUUGGAAUUCCCUCUGACGGAGAGGGAGGGCUUGGCGCCUCAGAGGUGCCACCGCUUCCAGUCCUCGGCCUACCGGAGCAACCAGUGGCGCUACCGCGGCCGCUGCGACAGCAUUCAGUUUGCGGUGGACAAGAGGAUGUUUAUCGCGGGUCUCGGGCUGUACGGAUCAAGCGGCGGUAAAGCGGAGUACAUCGUCAAAAUCGAACUUAAGAGACAAGGGGUGACCCUGGCGCAGAACAUGACAAAGUUUGUGUCGGAUGGGUCGAGCAGCACGUUCCCCGUGUGGUUCGAGCAUCCUGUUCAGGUGGAGCAGGACGCCUUCUACACGGUGAGCGCCGUGCUGGACGGGAACGAACUGAGCUAUUUUGGCCAGGAGGGCAUGACGGAAGUGCAGUGCGGGAAGGUGACAUUUCAAUUCCAGUGCUCCUCCGACAGCACCAACGGGACCGGAGUACAGGGAGGACAGAUCCCAGAGCUGGUGUUCUAUGCGUAAGCUGCUCUGGACUGCAGAUGGAACAUUAGGUUUAUCCUGCCUCCCAGCCUUUAAAGUAAUGUAGCAUAAAAGACACUUGACUAAUGUCACACUAAAUGGCCUGGUUAGUUCUCAGAGAGACUAUUUUAAAGAGUCAAGGAGCUGUUGUUUUAUCUUAUUUAAUUUAAUCUUAUUUUUGUAUUUAAAUACUGGGUUAACGUUAUUUGCUCUGAUGGCUGUGUUGAAAGGCUGCGGCUGCUGUAGAAACAACAUUAAAAGAGUGAUGUGUUGUUAUGUAAUCAAGCUGAGCGCCACGACUGGAACAAGUUGGGACUGCUUCAAAUUGUGAAAUUGCAAGUCUACACCAUGUUGUUACUAUAGUCUAAGCAGCAAUGUUUCACCAGGAGCAACUUUAUGUAGUGUUAUGAUUCUAAAUGCAAAAAAAAGUAGAAAUCUUGUCAAACAGAGUUGUUUUGCACUUCAGAGGACGGCCUCAGAAACAUUGUGUCUUUUGUAAAAUACGAUUUAAAUGUUAACAGCUUGAUGCUGUUAGAGAUGACAGAUGUGUUCUGUAUAAGAAUGCUUAUACACCUGAUGAUAAAACAUAACGGUUAUAAUGUGA
Messenger RNA from Notothenia coriiceps (black rockcod), 2695 nucleotides. RefSeq names its product BTB/POZ domain-containing protein 6-B-like. Gene Ontology annotation, biological process: neurogenesis. Lineage: Eukaryota; Metazoa; Chordata; Actinopteri; Perciformes; Nototheniidae. The record is from RefSeq and is a predicted model, not a curated record. The transcript has 4 exons. The coding region runs from base 448 to 2094 and encodes 548 amino acids. Gene Ontology annotation, cellular component: cytosol. Gene Ontology annotation, molecular function: protein binding.